Lagopus muta (rock ptarmigan) is the source of this 4285-nucleotide messenger RNA. It is a transcript of the gene POLH, whose product is annotated as DNA polymerase eta. Gene Ontology annotation, cellular component: replication fork; site of double-strand break; nucleus. Gene Ontology annotation, biological process: response to radiation; error-prone translesion synthesis. The transcript is spliced from 10 exons. NCBI's taxonomy places the organism in Eukaryota, Metazoa, Chordata, Aves, Galliformes, Phasianidae. Gene Ontology annotation, molecular function: damaged DNA binding; DNA-directed DNA polymerase activity. The record is from RefSeq and is a predicted model, not a curated record. Bases 121 to 2202 code for a protein of 693 amino acids.
UCCGCGCACGCGCCGCGGGAUGAGCGCGCACCGCCCGCUCCUCCUGAACUGCAGCAACCAGAGCGCAAGGCGCGCCUCAGCCAGCUCCGCCUCCAUCCCGUCCGAUCGGACGGGGUCGCGAUGUCGCGGGGUCGGGAGCGGGUGGUGGCCCUGGUGGACAUGGACUGCUUCUUCAUGCAGGUGGAGCAGCGCUUCGACCCGCGGCUGCGCGGCCGGCCCUGCGCCGUGGUGCAGUACAACCAGUGGCAGGGCGGCGGGAUCAUCGCGGUGAGCUACGAGGCGCGGGCCUUCGGCGUGUCCCGCGGGAUGUGGGCGACGGAGGCGCGGGCGCUGUGCCCCGAGCUGCUGCUGGCGCGGGUGCCCGAGGCGCGGGGCAAAGCCGACCUCACCCGGUACCGGGAGGCCAGCGCCGAGGUGAUGGAGGUGCUGUCGCGCUUCGCCGCCAUCGAACGGGCCAGCAUCGACGAGGCGUACCUGGACCUGACGGGCAGCGUGCGGGAGCGGCUGCGGGAGCUGCGGGGCCGGCCCCUGGAGGCCGAGCUGCUGCCCACCACCUUCGUGCAGGGGCUGCCCGCCGGGCCCGGCCCCCGGCCCGCCGACAAGGAAGAGCUGCGGCAGCGUGGCUUGCAGGAGUGGCUGGCGUCGCUGUCUUUCGAUAACCUCAACUGCCCCGACCUGCAGCUGGCCAUGGGAGCAGUCGUUGUGGAGGAAAUGAGGGUGGCUGUGGAGAAGGCCACCGGAUUCAGGUGCUCAGCUGGGAUUUCGCACAACAAAAUGCUGGCAAAACUGGCCUGUGGGUUAAACAAGCCCAACCGCCAGACACUGGUAUCUUCACGAUCUGUCCCGCAGCUCUUCAGCCAGAUGCCUGUCAGCAGUAUCCGUAACCUGGGGGGCAAGCUUGGUGUUGCCAUCACAGACAUCCUGGGAGUGGAGUACAUCGGGCAGGUGACACAGUUCAGUGAGAUGGAGCUCCAGACUCACUUCGGAGACAAGACUGGGUCCUGGCUGUAUGAUCUGUGCAGAGGAAUUGAUGAUGAACCCGUCAAGAACCGCCACUUGCCUCAGUCCAUUGGCUGCAGCAAGAACUUCCCUGGGAAAACAGCCCUGGCAACACAGAAGGAGGUGCAACACUGGCUGCUGCAGCUGGCCUUGGAGCUGGAAUCCAGGCUGAUCAAGGACAGGAAUCAGAACCACAGAGUGGCCAAGCAGCUGAUGGUGGUCAUCCGCAUGCAGGGAGACACCAGGCUGUCACGCUUUUGUGCUGUCACCCGCUACGAUGCCCAGAAGAUCUUCAGUGAUGCCUUUGCCCUCAUCCAAAACUGCAAUAUGGCUGGGGCUCACCAGGCAGCCUGGUCUCCACCACUCAUAUCAGUGCACCUUGCAGCUAGCAAGUUCUCUGCUCCGACAUUCCUCUCCGCAGGCAUUGCCUCCUUCCUCACUAGUGAGACUUCACCUGAUGGCACUGCUACUGGCAGCACAGAGGCCACAUCUUCCAUGAGACCUAGGGUCAAAUUUUUCAGGAGCCCAAGCAAAGAGCAUAGACAGAAGCCAGCUAAUGCUAUUGAGUCGUUCUUCCAAAAGGUGACAGAAAGGCAGCAGUCAGAGGCAGUACUAACCAGCCUGCCAGCUGCUACCCAUGCUCAGUCACCUGCACCCAGCUCCCUGGAGCACCCAGAGGGAGACGGUGCAGGACUUGCCUCUGAGCAGUGUGAGCUGGAGGCCUCUGUGAAGCAGAGUCCCAGAGAUGGAAGCCCUGCUUCUCCUUGCAAGAGGCCGCCCUGUGAGGAGCUGCUGUCUGAUGCUACACAGACACCCUCAACUCCACCCAGCUCCAGGAUCCUUCUGAAGUCAGAGCCAGCUCUGGAGGAAAAUGAGCAGAAUUUGCCACCCUCUGAGCAAGCCCUGCUCCCUCAUGUCUCACCAGGAGAUCAGCAGUGCUGCGACAAGUGUGGCCAAUAUGUGCUGGCCUGGGAGCUCCCAGAGCACAUGGACUACCACUUUGCUGUGGAGCUGCAACGCUCCUUCCAGGAGUCCAGCUCCCCACCAGCUCUAGCAGAGGUUCCCAACCCCAAAGCUGCAGCUUCUGGGUCUCCUGCCAAAGUGAGGAACAGGCCCAAGGCUCUAACAGGACCUAAUGCAAAACGACCUCGGGAAAGUGUGACAAGAACUUUAGAUUUUUUCUUUAAGCGCUUACCUCCUUAAUGCACAGUCAUGCUGGAAGUUUUUAGAGAAUCAGUGCUUUUAAAAACAAAACCUUUUAUACUGCCUUUCAGGUUUUAGUCCAGAGAAAUCUAAUAAAUUAUCUCUGUCCAACUCUAAGAUGAAUUAGAACUGAUGAGUAGUGUGUGGUGCUGGAUGUACCCAAAUUUGAAUUGCACACAUAGUAUGGUGGUGACUACCAUGCCUGUACACGCUUGAUGCUACCAGAAGCUGCAUCAUACUCUCAUCUACCUCCUGCCAUGGGUAUUUAUUGAGUCUCACUGCUCUGUAGGUAAUUCUUUAUUUUUCCUGUGAUGAGAAUGCUUUUCCAGCACUGUAAAAGCAGGUAGUGAGAACACAGGGGCUUAUUUAAGAAUGAUCCAGCCAAGUCUAGGUUUGAACCCCUGUUCACUUACUUAGAAUGAACCCUUCAUCUCACUGUAGUCUCCACUGGCUGCACUUGCACUUCCACAUUUAUACACAGUAGCUUAUUCCUAUGGUCAUGUUUCCCAUCCCUUCCUCCCAGAAGGGGAACUGCUUUUUUAUUUUUUCCUCCAUAGAUUAGUUCUUCCACCAAAGUGGUUUUUUUACGUAUGGUUUGGCAACUGUAUUGCUGCCUAGUAUGCAGCGCUCAUCACUAGCUCUGGAGUGCACAAGAAACACUGCUAACAUCAACUAACCCUAGUGGCUACAGAGCUGACGAAGCAGACUACUACACAGCAAAACAGUGGGCACUGCCAGGAGACCCUCCAUCGGGGCUGGAGAUGGGCUCAUCUCCAUGCUGCAGUGCCUGGGGCCUCUGGGCCUCUCAGAAACCAGGCUGCUGCUGCUGGAGCCCAGCUCCAGAGCAGUGGGAGGGAGCAUACCACGUCAAAGCAGUGCACAGUGGGGCCAGGAAACACUCCGCAUACUCUGCAGAGUGUUUCAUCAGCCUUUCUCUCCCAGAGCAGAGGGGAGAGUUUCUCAGGCAGCAGAGAAUGAUGCAAAGUACAGCUGUAGUUGCAUGUGCUGUUUCCCUUUCGUUUCUGAGCAGCACCAUCCUAUUUUCAGCUGUGAGCUGUUCUCCUUCCACCAGCCAACAUUCUCCCCUGUGCUGGGAAGCCACCACACUGCUGUCAGUGGCUACCUAGCAUGACAGUUACAAGAUGUUGAGAAGCACAACGCAAAGCUGGUGCUGGUGUGUGCAGCAAGCUCUGCUGGCAGCAAGCAGAGGAAGGAAUUAGAGUCCCUCCCAUUAAUUAAAGCCCUCACCUUGCAAAGUGACAAGUUUCCUGAAGUCUUCAGAGAAAGACUGCUAACAUCAACUAACCCUAGUGGCUACAGAGCUGACGAAGCAGACUACUACACAGCAAAACAGUGGGCACUGCCAGGAGACCCUCCAUCGGGGCUGGAGAUGGGCUCAUCUCCAUGCUGCAGUGCCUGGGGCCUCUGGGCCUCUCAGAAACCAGGCUGCUGCUGCUGCUGGAGCCCAGCUCCAGAGCAGUGGGAGGGAGCAUACCACGUCAAAGCAGUGCACAGUGGGGCCAGGAAACACUCCGCAUACUCUGCAGAGUGUUUCAUCAGCCUUUCUCUCCCAGAGCAGAGGGGAGAGUUUCUCAGGCAGCAGAGAAUGAUGCAAAGUACAGCUGUAGUUGCAUGUGCUGUUUCCCUUUCGUUUCUGAGCAGCACCAUCCUAUUUUCAGCUGUGAGCUGUUCUCCUUCCACCAGCCAACAUUCUCCCCUGUGCUGGGAAGCCACCACACUGCUGUCAGUGGCUACCUAGCAUGACAGUUACAAGAUGUUGAGAAGCACAACGCAAAGCUGGUGCUGGUGUGUGCAGCAAGCUCUGCUGGCAGCAAGCAGAGGAAGGAAUUAGAGUCCCUCCCAUUAAUUAAAGCCCUCACCUUGCAAAGUGACAAGUUUCCUGAAGUCUUCAGAGAAAGAGAAAUAGCAACCAGUUUGGCAGGGUUGCCUCACAGUCCUCUGACAGCAGCACACCUCAUUUCCUAAGUGUCUGGCAAGACCGGCCUUAGCAGGUGCUGCUGCUGGUCACAAAAAAAAAUGAGAACUCGCAGCCACUCAGUGACAUGGAUCACUUCCAUGGGGA